UUCGAUGGACGCGAUGCGAAUCGCGUCUGCUUUUAUCAUACAUAUAAUUAAUCGGGACGGAUUAAAAUCGUCGCGAUCGUGUCUUGUUGUUCUGAAUUCUAAAAAAUUAAGAAAAGGACGUCUAUUCUCAAGAAUCCGUGAAAACACGUUAACAGUUUGAAUGUGAUGACUGACCAUCGAUGCGCCUCAUCGAGAUAGCUCGACAAGAUUUCCGUAUCCCUCGAUUUUUAGCAUCUCUCAGAUCUUUUUCUUUUAUAAAAGGCCCAUGCACUUUAAAUGCUGACGAUUUCUGAAAAUGCCUUCAAACAUAUAAGUUGAAUAGAAGUGGAAUUACAUAAUUAUCUUUACUUAUAUACUUUGUAACUCGAGGAAGUAUUUCUACGCAAACGGGACUUCCUAAUAGUGCCGCUAUAGUUCAUAGUAGAAUUUUGCAAUUAUUACUUGGCACGUGCACACAUCAUUGAAAGGACACGAUGAUAUGGCAAGAAUUGAAGGCCUACCAUGAAUGGUCGAAAGACAUCGGGUGUCAUCCAUUCCUCGCAAGCGUGUUAUGCGUGGGUGUUAUCGCGGAUGGACAAAUGGGAAAAUUGAUGUUCGAGUCGCCGUUAUUUCUGUUGGUUCGACAAAGAAGCACCACUGGGAAAAUGUGAACGUAUGGACACCCGACGUUGUCUGUACGACCCGACUCGGUAUUCAGUGUCGUCAGUUCGAUCCGGUCAGUAGGCCAUUCAGCAUGAACAAAGAGCGCAAAGAUGAAGGAUCCGUUUACUCGGUUGGAAGCCAAAAUCACUUGGUAUCGAUAAGAUCUAAGCAAACGUACUUCAAGAAACGAUUUCAAGUUUCCUAUCUAGUGGUGAUAAUCCUGUGUUUCCUGGUAUGCUUCUUGUUCAUAACAGUCCUGGUACUCGCAAUACUCUAUGCGCAUAGCGGCUUGAUGAAGAUAUGCGAUAGCGAAGAUUGCAUGCGAAUAGCGGCUAGUUUGAAGGAAUCUAUGGACACCUCUGUAGAUCCUUGCGAUGAUUUUUAUCAAUAUGCAUGCGGCAGAUGGCCGCAAGAACAUCCUAUCCCGGAUUCCAGUCUGACGAAUUCCUGGUUCAGCGAACGUAGCGAUCGCGUGUCUAGGAAGAUCAGGGAUCUGUUGAAGGUCAACAUGUCCGCCGAUGAAGUUCCUUGGGCGGUAAUGCAGGCUAAGACGUUGUUCACCAGCUGCAUGGACGUGCAUACAAUAAACGAGCUUAAUUUGUCUCCGUUGUUUGAUCUGUUGGAAUUAUUGAAUUUACCUUUAAUACCCGCGGCUCUCACUAAUAAAACGACUAAUUAUAUCGAACAAAUGGCUAGAGUAAAGAGAAUUUUGGGGCUUGAUAUUUUCUUUGGCUUUAAAAUCAUGACUGAUCCGAGGAACAACAGCAGAAAUCUGAUUUAUUUUGAUACUCCGGAACACUUCAGUCCUUUUCCCAGCAAUAAAGAAUUGGAAAAACGGCUGCAUACUAUCAAAUCGCGAUUGCAAAAGCUAGAAGAUCUAGAUGAUGAAUUAACACUCAGUGAAAACGAAAAUGCUGAAUUAGUUUACAUGACGGAUGUUAUUAAACAAGUCGUCAGUAAUGGUACUUUUAAUACUUGCACUUCGGAAGAUGAAUUUAUGAUGUCAGUGGAAACAUUAGAGGAAUUUGUCGAAAUGCUUUAUGAAAUUAGUCACACGAUUUAUCACAUGGUUCAUGCAAAUAUAAAUCAUACCGUUUCCGAAGAAAACUUAAAUGACAAAGAUUACAUGCUGGUGGAUGAUCUCCAAAAAUUGACAGACGAAUAUAUCAUGGAAGUUAAUUCAUCUCUUACACCUAAACCGAUUUGGCGAUCUUUCAUUGAAUCACUUUUCGAUGGAAUCGUCACAUUAGAUCUAGAUGAAAAAGAUAAAAUUCUUGUUGGCAAUCUGGAUUAUUUGAAAGACACUGCAUUAAUUUUCGCUGCUUAUGAAGAAGAAGCUCUAGAAAGUUACAUUUGGUGGAUCGUCGUAGACGUUGUGGUGCCUCACUCUUCCGAGAAGCUCAGAAACAUUUGGAUUACGUAUGUAAAUAAACUAAUGCAACUGGAGAUAGGCGAAUCCAAAUCUGUGCACUGUGCGUCAAUUGUCAAUCAAUUAAUGGGAAUGGCGGUGUCAUGGCUGUUCGUAGAUCCAACAUUCCAUAGUAAUAAAGCUCGUGAAGUGAUGGAAAUGUUAGAAAACAUAAGAGAGGCAUUCGCUUUACUUGUUGUUAAAAUGGACUGGAUGGAUCAACCGACAAAAAUGGCAACGCUUGAAAAGAACCGAAAGAUGACUUCCGGAAUCGGGUUUCCCGAAUGGCUUUUCAACGAGAAAAAACUCGACGAAUAUUAUGAAGGCAUAGAUCUAUCGAAGAUGAAGUAUUUGGAUAACAUGAUACAAAUUAUUCGAUUAGAAUGGAACACUACAUGGGCGAGCCUGCAUGACAAUAAUUUGAACAACGAAUCUUACUGGGCAAGCGAUCCUAUUGAUGUAAAUGCGUUCCACACUUUCCAAAUUAAUCAUAUAACUGUACCUGUUGGAAUUCUGCAAUUCCCAUUUUAUGAAUUGGGUCUUCAAACCUUGAAUUAUGGUGCCAUCGGUUCGGUACUUGGACAUGAAUUAACUCAUGGAUUCGACAAUAGCGGCCGAUAUUACGAUAGCGAUGGAAAUCUUCGGGAAUGGUGGACUAACGAGACCAUCUCGGAAUAUACUAAAAGGACUCAAUGCUUCAUAGAUCACUAUAACACUUAUUAUGAAGACGAGAUCGACGAUUACAUCGACGGUGAAUUAACUUUGGGCGAAAACAUUGCUGAUAAUGGGGGCCUUCGCGAGGCCUUCAUUGCUUAUAAGAUAUGGAAAGCCCAGCACGGUCAUGAGCCUCUUCUUCCCGGAUUCACGCAACUUACGCAUGAGCAGUUAUUCUUUCUCGCUUUUGCACAUUUGUGGUGCGAGUCUUACACUACUGCAUCACUAAAGUGGAUGCUGGAGGACACUCACUGCCCUGCCCACGUGAGACUUCAAGCGGUAUUAAAAAAUUCCAAGGAGUUUAGCACUGCGUGGAAUUGCCCCAGAGAAUCGAAGAUGAAUCCAUCAAAGAAGUGUCAUUUGUGGUAAUGGUAAUUUCGACAUACAGACAAAAGGUAACUUUAGUGCUUCGCUAUUUGAUUAUUCAAGUUGAUCAAUCAAAUAUUUAUUAUUCGAAGAUAUUUAUUAUACGAAGUCAAAGUAAAACUCACGUGCAAAACACGCUAGAAAGAAAAGGAAAAAGAAUAUAUAU
This is a messenger RNA of Camponotus floridanus (Florida carpenter ant), 3296 nucleotides long. RefSeq names its product neprilysin-1-like (gene Nep5). Gene Ontology annotation, molecular function: metalloendopeptidase activity. The coding region runs from base 506 to 3133 and encodes 875 amino acids. The record is from RefSeq and is a predicted model, not a curated record. Gene Ontology annotation, cellular component: plasma membrane. NCBI's taxonomy places the organism in Eukaryota, Metazoa, Arthropoda, Insecta, Hymenoptera, Formicidae. The transcript is spliced from 19 exons. Gene Ontology annotation, biological process: protein processing.